Molecule: messenger RNA, 1653 nt
Organism: Knipowitschia caucasica
Lineage: Eukaryota; Metazoa; Chordata; Actinopteri; Gobiiformes; Gobiidae
Source: the annotation of a GenBank genome assembly
AUGGAGACAGAAGUACAGGAAAAGAAACAUUCAGAUCAUACAAAAUCAAAGCAUUUUACAGAUGUGCAUGGCCUGCCCUGUAUUGAGAAGAUUGUGCGCUCUGUUGAAGAAACGCCAGAGCCAAUUGAAACCAAUAUUAUUGGCAGAAUCCCAGAAUGGAUCAACGGAAACUUCCUCAGAAAUGGACCUGGAAAGUUUGAGAUUGGAAAUCAUAAGUUCAAUCACUGGUUUGAUGGCAUGGCUCUACUGCAUCAGUUUAAAAUUGUAAAUGGUGAAGUGACCUACAAAAGCAGAUUCUUGUCCAGCAGCAGCUACCAGGCCAACAAUGAAACUAACCGAAUUGCAGUGUCUGAAUUUGGCACAGUGACUAUGCCAGACCCAUGCAAAAACUUCUUUCAACGCUUCCUGUCACGAUUUGAGCUACCAAAGCCGACUGACAAUGGUAAUGUUAGCUUUGUGACAUAUAAAGGAGAUUAUUAUGUAAGCACCGAAACCAAUUUUAUGCACAAGGUCGACCCGGAUACACUAAAUACUGUCAAAAAGGUGGAUUGGAGCAAAUUCAUAGCUGUAAAUGGGGCGACGGCACAUCCCCACACGGAGCCUGAUGGCACCACAUACAACAUGGGGAAUUCCUACUCCCCUAAAGGAUCACAUUACAACAUUAUCCGUGUCCCUCCAACCAAGAAAAGUGACACAGAAACUCUAGAGGGAGCCACAGUCCUCUGCUCUAUUCCCUCAAAAGAUAAAACCAAACCCUCCUACUAUCACAGCUUUGCAAUGUCAGAGAACUACGUGGUGUUCAUUGAACAGCCCAUCAAAAUGGACCUGAUGAAAAUUGUGACAGGGAAGCUGACAGGAAGUAGUAUCAGUGACAGCUUUUUUUGGGACCCAAAGGCCAACACAAUAUUUUACCUCAUUAACAAAAAGACUGGAAAAGAGAGUUCUGUGAAAUACUUAACAGCCCCAUUAACGACAUUGCAUCAAAUCAAUGCUUAUGAAGAAGAUGGUUUUUUAAUUGUGGACAUGUGUGCGUCUGAUGAUGGCAACGCAAUCACUAACUACAAUGUGCAAAACCUCCGCAAAAGUGGAGAGGCUCUUGAUGAGGUGUACAACACACUUUGCAGAGUCUUCCCGAGGCGUUUUGUUUUGCCUCUAAAAUUAGACAAGGACACUCCAUAUGACCAGAAUUUAAACACAGUUCCUGGCAGCACUGCAACUUGUAUUCGUACUUCUAAAAACAAGGUGUUUUGUACUCAUGAGGACUUGCAUGGCGAAGAGCUGCAUCAGUACGGAGGCCUGGAGUUUCCACAGAUCAACUAUGGUCAUUACAACACCCAUCCGUACCGCUAUUUCUACGGCUGUGGCUUCAGGCACCUAGUGGGUGAUACUCUGCUGAAGAUGGACCUGCAAGGAAAGCACAUGAAGGUGUGGGAGGAGCCUGGUUUAUACCCAUCCGAACCCAUCUUUAUCCCUUCCCCAAAUGCCAUGGCUGAGGAUGAUGGGGUUAUUCUGUCUGUAGUGAUCACUCCAAAUGAGGACAAGAGUACAUUUCUUCUGGUCUUAGACGCUCAGACGUUCAAAGAACUGGGUAGAGCUGAGGUUCCAGUCAACAUUCCUUAUGGUUUUCAUGGAGCUUUUAACAACAAAGCAUAG